AGUCGUCCUUGCAGGUGGGCAGGGUUUUUCAGUUUAGUGUGUUCGGAGGUUCACCUCAGGAAGAAGGAAGGAAGGUAGGGUCAGGACCUGCCUGCAGUGCGGUGAAAUUCGUGACCCUUUGUGGAAAAGCUUGAGGAAAAAGGCAAGGGAAACGUGAACGGUGUGUUUCUUUUUUUGUGUUAGGAUUUGUUGUUAAACAGUGGCAAUUUGGUUGAUGGAGAGUCCUUAGUUAAGGGGGAGGUGGCUAAUAUUACUAAAUGCACGAAUGAUGAAUCCUCACUAGCCUAAAGGACGAUUUGCCGGAAGAAUCAUUAGGAUAAUAGGGUCGGCUUUCAUCAGUCUCCUUACAUUUUUGUGACUUCAUACCAUCGUGUAUGUGUGUGUUCUCGUGUAAAUUAGGACGAGCCUGAUCCUGUUAGCUGAUAAUUUGGGCGAGGACGAUGUCUCGUCACAUGAUUUGAGAGAGAGAGAACAACAUCUGGUGUGGCGCCCUGGCUCCAAAUUUCCGUUUCCGCUGCGAAGACCCUCAGCUGGUACAGGCAACACCUGAUUGCCUCGGGUCGGACCUUUUAUUUUUAUUUCGGGUGGACUCAUAAUCUCGUUUGCGUGCCCUAGAGAGGAAUAACAGCUCUCCCUACUGGUGAUAGUGCACUAAAUUGGGCAAAAUUUAAGAUUUUCGUACAAAUUUUCUUGAAAUUUCAACCCACUUCCUCGACUGUCCGUAUUUUUAUGCUGCAAGUGUGACAUACAACUGCGAGUGCCGUAGACAUGGCCUCGUCGGAAGCUCCACCCCCGUCAGGACUGCAGGACUGGGAGUACGUCAAGCAGGGCAUCGCACUUUGGCUCAACAACCAACCGAAGGCGGCCGAGGAGAGCUUCAAAAAUCGCGAAUCCAGCGUGCACAUCGUCGCCGGGCACACGUUUAUCUCGUUUAUGAACGCCAUAAUAUCGUGGGAAACGGACAAGAUGAACGAGGCCCAGUCGCUGCUGCGGGAGCUGGAGAAAAAGUGCGCCGGCGACAUCGGUUGGCUUCGGACGAUGCGGACCAAGUUGUUUGGCGGCGGCAGCGGCGACCCCCAGAAAUCGUUGGCCGCGACCUUGGAGGAGCAGAUAAUCCUGGCAGACACCCAACUGUGCCUGGCCAUUCUGGUGUCGCUUAGCCAGGACAUUGGUGGCUUCGUCAAGGGCGGUUGGCUGCUGCGCAAGGCCUGGAAGGUCUACCAGCACACGUACGGGCAAAUUUAUCAGCUGUACUGCCGGGUGGUGUCGGUUCCGGAGCAGCAGCCACAGCAGGAUGAGGAGAAGGUGGCUGGUCCACAGGCGCCACUUCGGCACAAGCUGGACGUGGGACGACUUGAGCUGGGAACGCCGUCCUCCGUCGAGUGGACCGUGCCCAACUCGGUGCUGCAGACGCCGGACGGGAUUGAUGAUAACGAAAUCCACCUCGCCAUCGCCCGUCCCAGCACCGAGGAUCUUCGCCGGGAAAUCUCCAGAUCGCGCACAUUGUUUUUCGCACAAAGCACCGAUCAGACCGGCACCGUGGACAAACCUGAACCUCCACCGGAAGACCCCAGCAGCGGUAGCACCACCACCACCGGUGGCAGCUGUGGCAGCGUCAAAAGGAGCCUAACCACCCAGUUUGAGGGAUUCGAUCUUAACCAGCAGAGCUCGCAGAGCUCCAGUCGACGGGAUUCCAAUGGGGAGCCAACGCCGGCCGAGAUGGCAGCGAAGACUUGCCGGGAUAAUUUGAGACUUGAGUUUGAGGGGUUCAGUACGAAGCUUCGCGGGCGAAACGGAUUGAACGGGUUCCGACCGAGGCCACCGCCGGAACCGGUGAACCACGAAGGGGAUGGUGUUGGGCCCGGUGGAUGCGAGGACCGGCCAAUCGAUCCGGACGACGUGCGGCGGUUGAUGGGCGCGGUCAGCUUCGGUUACGGCGUGUUCCAGCUUAGCAUCUCGUUGCUUCCGCCCAGUUUGCUCAAGUUGAUCAGCUUCCUGGGGUUCGAGGGGGAUCGAGCGAUGGGAGUGGCCUGUUUGAUGCACUCGAGGAUCAGCUCGGACAUGCGGGCGCCACUGUCCACGUUGGGCCUGCUGUGGUACUACACGAUCGUGACGCCGUUUUUCGCGCUGGAUGGGUCGAACUUGCACCACGAGAUCUGCUCGGCGCAGGAGCUGAUCGACGAGUCGAACGAUCAGUUUGCCAAGUCUUCGCUGUUUCUGUUCUUUAGGGGAAGGGUCGAGCGGUUAAAGUCCAACAUAAAGGAAGCGAUUCAGGCGUACGAGGUAGCGUACCGAUCGUCGGCUCAGCGCGAGAUCAAGCUGCUUUGUCUGCACGAAAUCGGCUGGUGUCGGUUGAUCCAACUGGACUACGGCAAAGCUAUGAAGAACUUCAAGGAGUUGAGACGCUGCAGUCUCUUCUCCAAGAGUUUCUACGCGUACCUCACCGUCAUCUGCCAGGGCGCGCACGGCUACUUUGACGAGCUGGUCCGCUGGCGGACGGAAAUCACCGAGCUGCUGAGUCGAUCCACUCAGAAAGAGUCCCAGAUCGAGAAGUACAUCGCCCGACGGUGUUCGAAGAUCCCACGCGCGGAAACGGAGCAGGAAAAGUUCGACCCUCUGUACUGGCGUCUGCUGGUCUACGAGAUGCUGUUCAUGUGGAACGCCCUGAACAGCUGCCACGAGGCGACGCUGCAAGCGAUCGUGCAAGACUGCGGUAAGCCGCCGGAAGAACUCAACGAACCCUCGAUCGGUCUCGGCCGGUUGAUCCUGGGAGCUGCUUUGGUCUGCCUCAAACGGUACGAGGAAGCGAUUCGAGCGUUUCGCGAUUGUAUCGAAGCGCGGACCGACGAAGGGGUAGAACUUCAGCAGGACGUACACAUUUCGGCGUUCGCCCACUACGAGCUGGCCAUGUUGUUGCUUCGAAAGGAGGAUGAUGACGAAGACGAAGGAGAGGCCAGGGAAGAAGCGAAGCGGUUGCUGGUGUACGCGCAGCUCAAUUACAAAAGUUUCGAUUUCGAUAAUCGAAUCAACGUCCGAAUUCAUUCCGUGCUGAGGAAGCUUAACUGAGUGGCGACGAGCUUACUAGGCGAAGUAGAUAGACAAGCUUGGUAAUUCCAGAAAUCGAUGAUAAAAAGUUGAUAGAUUUUUCCAACCAUAGUUAAAUUGUCCGUUACGUUAGUCCAAUCCAGCAGGAUUACACUGCCGUUCUACGCAUAAUUGUCCCAUGUCAUUUUUGGACGAUUUUGACUUUUUGACAUUUUUAAGUUUAGUUUGACGUAUACUUUAAGAAAAACACAUAAAAUCUGGUACUUUGUUCGGAAACUCAUUGAAAACAACACCAAGUCUGUUUGUCCCAUCGUUAAACUUCUACGCAUAAUUGUCCCACCAAGUAUUUUCUUACACGAAAUCAUUGGUUUUAUGAAGCAUUAUUUCUUGUGUACCUGUUGUAUACCAAGAGGAUCACAAACAAGAGUGAUAAACUGCUAACUGGGGCGAUUAGGGACACUUAUGGCGAAUAGGAACCCACGGGACAAUUAUGCGUAGAAACUCAAAAAUCGGUCAAAAAAUUUCAAUCGCGUUUUUCUCAGUUGCACUUUUUUGAACAUGGGACAAUUAUGCGUAGAACGGCAGUACAGGAAUAUAAAAUGUUAAUGAAAUUAUUGCUUGUAAGAGGGAAAUACUUCAUUGGUGCCUUACUUGUUACUAGUCGGAGAGAUUAAAAUAAGCUAGAGAAUGCGCGUAUGUUAGAUAAGUGUAGCUUUUGGUAAAGUCCAGGAAAAUGUUUUCAAUGCAAAGACUAAAAAAAGUUGUUAUUAAACCAACAAGUGGCUAUGUGUAAAAAGCAAUCCAAUAUAUUUCUAAUAAAGGUUAAAGUAAAUACUUUAAAA
Molecule: messenger RNA, 3887 nt
Organism: Culex quinquefasciatus (southern house mosquito)
Lineage: Eukaryota; Metazoa; Arthropoda; Insecta; Diptera; Culicidae
Product: tetratricopeptide repeat protein 39C
Exons: 6
Coding region: 769-3066 (765 amino acids)
Biological process (GO): cilium assembly
Molecular function (GO): protein binding
Source: RefSeq, a predicted model, not a curated record